This is a messenger RNA of Prinia subflava (tawny-flanked prinia), 394 nucleotides long. RefSeq names its product scale keratin-like. Gene Ontology annotation, cellular component: intermediate filament. The transcript has a single exon. Gene Ontology annotation, molecular function: structural constituent of cytoskeleton. NCBI's taxonomy places the organism in Eukaryota, Metazoa, Chordata, Aves, Passeriformes, Cisticolidae. Bases 2 to 394 code for a protein of 130 amino acids. The record is from RefSeq and is a predicted model, not a curated record.
GAUGUCCUGCUACGACCUGUGCCCCCCCAGGAGCAGCGCUGACCUGUGCCCCCCCAGGACCAGCGUGGCCGUGCCCCAGCCCAUCGCUGAGAGCUGCAACGAGCUGUGCGCCCGCCAGUGCCCCGACUCCUCGGCCUUGAUCCAGCCGCCGCCCGUGGUGGUCACCUUCCCCGGGCCCAUCCUCACCUCCUUCCCCCAGCAGGCCGUGGUGGGCUCCUCCGGAGCACCGGCCUUUGGCGGCUCCCUGGGGCUGGGCGGCCUCUACGGCACCGGCGCCACCCAGGCCUCGGGGGGCCUCUGCACCUUUGGCAGAGCCUACGCUGCUCCCGCCUGCAGCCCUUGCGCCCUGCCCCGCUACAGCAAGAAGCUCUGGGACACCUGCGGGCCCUGCUAG